Molecule: messenger RNA, 1635 nt
Organism: Synchiropus splendidus (mandarinfish)
Lineage: Eukaryota; Metazoa; Chordata; Actinopteri; Syngnathiformes; Callionymidae
Product: adenosine receptor A1-like
Exons: 2
Coding region: 336-1634 (432 amino acids)
Biological process (GO): G protein-coupled adenosine receptor signaling pathway
Cellular component (GO): dendrite; synapse; membrane
Molecular function (GO): G protein-coupled adenosine receptor activity
Source: RefSeq, a predicted model, not a curated record
AGCGUCGCGCGUAUCACGGUCUCAGGAACUUCCCCGGGACGGUCCGAGCCAACGCUUGGUACGUGUUCCUGACGCGAGUCGGGCGAAACAAAGACUCUGGGGCGGAGAGGAGCGAGAGACUCCUGCGGCUAUUUUGGGAAAUCUCGCACUUACUGACGGUGGGAGGGGGCGCCUGCGCAGGAGCCGCAAAGGCAAGUGUGCGCUUUCGUCCACCUCACCUGUUUAUCGGCGGUGGACCGGGUGUUGUGUGCGUGCGUGUGCGUGUGUGUGUGUGUGUGUGUGUGGACGCGAUGUGAGGAUGCUGCGCUCCGGAGCAGGUGACUCGACCCGAGUGGAUGCGCUCCGAACAGGGGGUCCGCUCUUCUCCGGCUUGUCUCCCUCCGAAUGGAUUCCCUUUCUGCCUUGCUGAGGCAACUUCUCUGGAGGACAUUGGGGCGAAACUAAGCUGCGCCGGUCUACGCUGCCACCCUUUUUCUUCUCGCCAAGGACAUUCGGCAUCGUCGGCGGCGAGGAUGCCCGGGGCGCCCGUCUCCGCCGAGUCCCUCUACAUCGGGAUGGAGGUUGUGAUCGCGCUGGCGUCGGUGAUCGGUAACGUGAUGGUGGUGUGGGCGGUGAGGAUCAACAAAUCGCUGCGAGACACCACGUUUUGCUUCAUCGUCUCCCUGGCUCUGGCGGAUAUUGCGGUGGGAGCCCUGGUCAUCCCGCUGGCCAUCACCAUCAGCAUCGGACUGCAAACUCACUUCUACAGCUGUCUGAUGGUGGCCUGCACGGUGCUGGUGCUGACCCAAAGUUCCAUCCUGGCCCUGCUGGCCAUCGCCAUUGACCGCUACCUCCGGGUCAAGAUUCCCACCAGGUACAAACGAGUGGUGACCCCUCGCCGCGCUGGCCUGGCGGUGGUGAUCUGCUGGACGGUGGCUUUCGUGGUGGGUCUCACGCCCAUGCUCGGCUGGAACAACCUGCGGCGGCUCCAGGAGAACGGCUCCAUUAGCGGCGACCUGGUGAUCACCUGCCAGUUUGAAAACGUCAUCAGCAUGGAGUACAUGGUCUAUUUUAACUUCUUCGGCUGGGUGCUGCCCCCCCUGCUGCUCAUGCUGCUCAUCUACGCCGAGAUCUUCUACAUGAUCCACAGGCAGCUCAACAGCAGAAAGUUCACCAGCAGUCACUCCGACCCCAACAAGUACUAUGACAAGGAGCUGAACCUGGCCAAGUCCCUGGCCCUGGUCCUCUUCCUGUUUGCCGUCAGCUGGCUUCCUCUUCACAUCAUCAACUGCAUCACGCUCUUCUGCCCGCAGUGUGAGAAGCCCAUCGUCCUGCUCUACAUCGCCAUCCUGCUCACGCACGGCAACUCCGCCGUCAACCCCAUCGUCUACGCCUUCCGCAUUAAGAAAUUCCGAACAGCCUUCAGAAAAAUCUGGCAGCAGUACUUCUGCUGCAAGGACACGCCGGCUCUGGAGAUCCAGCCCAGCGACAGGAAGGAGAUGCCCAACCUGGAAGCUCGGCUGGAAAGAGAGACGGCUGAUCCCUCGCGGCAGCAGCCGCUUCCUCUGCAUGAGCAGCUUCCGGAACGUCGGGCCGAACCACACAAGGAACAGUCUCCGUUAUUGGAGCUGAACAAUGUCAAGGUAAAAGAAUGAG